This is a messenger RNA of Chaetomium strumarium, 1134 nucleotides long. RefSeq names its product glycosyltransferase family 32 protein. Bases 1 to 1134 code for a protein of 377 amino acids. The transcript has 2 exons. Gene Ontology annotation, biological process: protein N-linked glycosylation. NCBI's taxonomy places the organism in Eukaryota, Fungi, Ascomycota, Sordariomycetes, Sordariales, Chaetomiaceae. Gene Ontology annotation, cellular component: mannan polymerase complex. The record is from RefSeq and is a predicted model, not a curated record. Gene Ontology annotation, molecular function: alpha-1,6-mannosyltransferase activity.
AUGCUCACCUUCAAACGUGCCCUCGUGGCCGCGGCAUUCUUCAUCACCCUACUAUAUAUCACGACGCGAUCUACGUCCCCAGCGGCCGCGUUAUCACCGGUUGAUAUCCCGAAAGUCGAAGUCGGCUCGGAGUCAAGGCAGACGUCACAGACAACGGGCUCGUCAGAUGAAAAAACAUCUAAUAGCAAUGCGGUACACGCGGGUGCGAAUCGCAACAGACCCCUCCAACAAGGGCAGCAGCCGAUGCGGGACAUGUCCAAAAUGACGCUCUCGGAGAAGCUGGCAUACCAAUUCCCUUACGACGUCGAGAUGAAGUUCCCCGCGUACAUCUGGCAGACAUGGAAAUGGACGCCUGCACACGGCGAGUUCCAAUUCCGCGAGCAGGAGGCAACAUGGACGGAACAACAUCCUGGCUUUAUCCACGAAGUCAUCACCGAUCAGGUCGCCGUAAACCUGCUCCGACUGCUCUACGCGUCCGUUCCCGAAGUUCUCGAAGCAUAUCAUGCCCUUCCCCUUCCCGUCCUCAAAGCGGACUUCUUCCGGUACCUGAUCCUGCUGGCAAGGGGCGGCAUCUACUCGGACAUUGAUACCUACGCAAUCCGUAGCGCGCUGGAGUGGAUUCCGGAGUCGGUCCCGCGCAACACAGUCGGACUCGUGAUCGGUAUCGAGGCGGACCCGGACCGGCCGGACUGGAAGGAGUGGUACAGCCGACGCAUCCAGUUCUGCCAGUGGACGAUCCAGAGCAAGCCUGGACAUCCGGUCCUGCGGGAGAUCGUUACUCGGAUUACCGAUCAGACGCUGCGGCGCAAGCGCGCGGGAUCACUGAAGGACAUUAUCGACAAAAACGUAAUCGAGUUUACGGGGCCGGCGCUCUGGACAGAUGUCAUAUUCGAGUACUUCAACGAUCCCCGAUACUUUGACAUGGCUCAGUCUCCUGGACCGAUCGACUGGCACAACUUCACGGGCAUGGAGAUGACGAAGAAGGUUGGGGAUGUGAUUGUCUUGCCGAUUACAAGCUUCUCCCCGGGGGUGCAGCAGAUGGGCGCGAAGGACUAUGACGAUCCCAUGGCGUUUGUGAAGCAUGAUUUUGAGGGGACAUGGAAACCCGAAAGCGAGCGACAUAUCGGCGAAUAA